Molecule: messenger RNA, 1651 nt
Organism: Saprolegnia diclina VS20
Lineage: Eukaryota; Oomycota; Saprolegniomycetes; Saprolegniales; Saprolegniaceae
Exons: 2
Coding region: 39-671 (210 amino acids)
Biological process (GO): vesicle-mediated transport; intracellular protein transport; vesicle fusion
Cellular component (GO): late endosome membrane; endoplasmic reticulum membrane; Golgi apparatus
Molecular function (GO): SNAP receptor activity; SNARE binding
Source: RefSeq, a predicted model, not a curated record
CUGACUUCUUCCGAGCGGCGAGCAGCAGUGUGAGCAGCAUGACCGAGUCGUUCCAAGAGUACUAUGAGACGUUCAAGGAGCUGCGGACCGAGGCGAUGGCCAUCAUCAAGGAGAUGCCGAGCGCCAACGCAUCCCGGCGCGACCAGCUCGAGCGCGACGCCCGCCACCGCAUCGAAGAGGUCGAGCGCUACUUGCGCAUCCUCGACCAAGAGGCCAAGGGCGGCGACGCCCAAAUGAAGCGCAAGAUGCAGGCGCAGAUCCGCAGCUGCAACUCGGACCUCGAGAAGCUCAACAACAACCUCGUGAAAGCGCUUUUGCUCGGGAAUGCAGCCGAACGACAGCCGGCGCCCGCGGCAGGCGGUAGCAACCCGCACGUCCAUCAAGAGCGUCUGGACCGCACGGGCGGCUAUUUAAACGAGGCCAAGAACAUCAUUGGCGAGACGCAAGCUGUCGGUAUCAACAUCGACAACAACCUCAUGAUGCAGCGCGAGCAGCUCGAACGGGCGCAAGAGAACGUCAAGGACACCCGCGCCGACGCCCAAGAGGCCGGCGUCCACCUCGCAAGCCUUCGCCGGAAGAACAUGGUGAGCAUCGCACUCAUGUGGGUCGUCAUCUUUGGCCUCUCGGUGGCCAUUCUUGUCCGCGUCCUCAAGAUGGUCCACGCCAUCUAAGCUUGCAUGUAUACACACUUUCUAUUACUCCACUGUACUCUCAGCACAACGAAUACAGACAAUCUUGCCAACAACUCUACAACCGUGGCGUGCUAGCACCGUGGCGCGAAGUGACUGCUGCAUUCGUGGAGUCUGAGACUGCGAAUUCUGGUACACGUUUGGUUCUCCUGACGGAGCGAAGUAGGUGGCCCAAACAGAACCUGGCUUGACCAAACGACUGGUCGACUCUGGCGCAGAGGCGGCCAUGAGGUUGACCAGUCCCAUGCAGCGCUCGGCCACCACCAAGAUGGUUUAAGAACCAAAGGAUGCUAUAUACUACAGUCUUAGGCGGACGUAGCUUCUGUGUCUGUGCUCUCGAGGACCUCUGUUGGCGGGUGGACCCGAAUGUCAUCGACAGUGAACGGAAUCUCAAACGCACUGCCGCCGCCAAGCGCGAUCGUGAGGUUGCCAUGAUGCAACGAAAAGGCCAGCUGGUCGCUGAGGAUCGGGAAUGAGACGUUGUUGACGGCCUGGGCCGGCCACGCGACCGCCGUCUCGUCAAUAGCGGUUGCCAGAUCCUUUGGCGGGAGCUUCGUCGACGUGUUCUGGUACAAAAUGUCAAACUGCAAGUGGAGCAGAUCCAGUUCGAUCGGGAGCGGGUUGUGGAUCUGGAGGUCGACGUCCAGUCGGAGCUCGCACGUGUGCGUCUCCGAGUCGAGCUUCUUGAGCGUCGGGUUGAGCUCAUACUUGCGCAAAAAGGCUGGCUGACCGUCAAUCGUGCCAGGAAUCUCGAUUGGGAACGACAUGCGGUUGAAGAGCUGCUGCGCGAGGCAGUGCGACUGCGGGUGGCCGCCGACAAUGGCCAGCGAGACGUUGGACCCGCCGAGGUACGACUGCAGCACGUCUUCGAGCGGCGCCGUGUCGGCGUGCGCCAAAUAUGUGUACGUGGCAAUGUGCGUCGUACCGCCACCAAGUGUAAAGCCAUAAAACCCAACCCGGAG